This is a messenger RNA of Peniophora sp. CBMAI 1063, 870 nucleotides long. Lineage: Eukaryota; Fungi; Basidiomycota; Agaricomycetes; Russulales; Peniophoraceae. The record is from the annotation of a GenBank genome assembly.
AUGGGAAAAACCCCUAUCUCGCGUGUUGGUGCGUCCAAGGCGCGUUUACACGGCUCGACGCGCAAUUGUUUCUUGCGCGCGAACGGCGAUAUCGCUCUCGAAGAUUCCACCGACGCUGAUCGUGGUGCCGUCGACAUCGUCCUUACGGAGUCUAGUCUUUCGUCGACCGUCCACGCCAUCUGUCCGUGGUUCGCGUAUCAUCUUCCAGCGCAUGCGCAGCUAUGUCAUCUAAGCCUACGCCGUUACGAUCCGUAUCAUCGUCUACUUCGCCAUUCUCGCGUUCUGCUACAAGAUGGAGUUCCCGUGUCGUUCAUGGUCCUGAUCAUCGCCCUCUUCAACGACGGUAUCAUCAUUACGCUCCCGAUCGACCGCGUCUUGCCCUCGACCACUCCCGACUCCUGGGACUUCCUGAGAUCUUCAUCUAUGCUGUCGCGUACGUCCUCCACCUCACCCUACCGAUGUAAGCAAUCUUGGUCCGUUUGUCUCGAUCUUCACGCUGACACUUUGUCCAACAUUCCCCUUGUCAUCAUCAUCAAGGAGUUCGUUGUCGUGCUUACCACGCCCUUCCCUAUCGACUUGAGCGACAAGCAAACGACAAGCAGUUGCGCUCGAUCACCUACCUCCAGGUCGCUAUCACCUCGCAGGACCUCAUCUUCGUCACCUGCUCGCAUGGUUUCUUCUCCAUGGAGCGCCCGUCGUACGCAUCGAGUGUCGCUCGCUCGCGGCGGUCGGCGUAAAGGGAUGAGGCGUCGCGCAUGGCGGAACGAUACGGGCGAUACGAUAGCGAGAAGAUCUGCUUCAACUCGUUUCAUCUCAUUCCAUAUCACAGCGAAUUCGUAUCGUCUCGCGGAGACACUAGAUGAUGAUUAG